Molecule: messenger RNA, 9635 nt
Organism: Acanthopagrus latus (yellowfin seabream)
Lineage: Eukaryota; Metazoa; Chordata; Actinopteri; Spariformes; Sparidae
Gene: zfyve26
Product: zinc finger, FYVE domain containing 26
Exons: 43
Coding region: 229-8034 (2601 amino acids)
Biological process (GO): double-strand break repair via homologous recombination; mitotic cytokinesis; regulation of cytokinesis
Cellular component (GO): midbody; centrosome; lysosomal membrane
Molecular function (GO): metal ion binding; phosphatidylinositol-3-phosphate binding
Source: RefSeq, a predicted model, not a curated record
AGAAUCAGCUGAGUUUGUCACAUGACCUUCGUUAACAUGCAACUAGCCUGCUAGCAUAACAGCUCAGAGGAAAGCAGGAGCUAGGAGUGAAUAUAAACCCCAGUUUUGUGGGAAACAGCACAAAGAAUGAGUGAAGAAAGCUCAAGCAUCCCCCUCGGCUGUAUGGCAGUAAAAGUGCCUCUCCAGUUGUGACCACUGAGCAGAGAAGUGUCACAGUUGGAAGUGAAGAUGCAUCCCUUCGGCUGUGAGUCAGAGACCUCCCUUCAGGAACUGUUUGAGUACUUUAAGAGGUGCCUGCAGCAUGGAGAGUGGGAGCUGGCAAGCGCCUGUGUGCCACAGCUGGUUGAUUCAACGGGAGGACUUUCAGAAAAGCUGCAAGAUAUAAUCAAAGCUAUCGUCUGCCAUCCGUACAGUUUAAAAUGGGAGUCUGUGGGCAGUCCACACAAACUGGCUUGGUUUUGGCUUCAGGUUUUAGAGAAAUGGAGCAAAGAGCAGGUUUCUCCUCACAUCAGAAGAGAGCUGGAGUUCCUGCUGCUCCUGGAGGAGCUGGGGUCAGAGGGCAUACCAGAGACUGUUCUCAAGGAGUUGCAUCAGGCCUUUUUGGAAGCACAGUCUGAACUAAAGGCUCCAGAUGGUUCAAGAACAACAGAAGCUGCUGUCGAGUCUUGCCUACGAACCUUAUUGGAGAAAAAGAAGCCCAGGCUGGCCCAGUCUUUAUCACAUUUCUUGCAGGACACGUCAUGCACAGAGGACCAAACUCUGCAGCACACGUUCAUCCAACACCUGAUGAAGAAACUGGGAAAACCGGAGAGAAGUCUGGAGAAGGUGGAGGAGUGGGUGGAGGAGAUAUACACCGUGCUGUCUGUGAUGCCGUGGAGCUCUCGUAAAGGCGACGGGCAGCUGGAGGCGCUGUGCGAGGCGCUGUGGGCAGCCAGAGACGGGCCCCUGAAGGAGGAGAGGAUCCUCAGCUCGUUGCUUCGCCCUCGGUGCGACGCUCUCGUCUCUGCGUACUGUUCCACCGCUUUGAGGCUUCAGAGGGAUCAUCUACUGAGGAACGCGCCUGAAACACAAGCGGACCUUCCUGAAGCCGAGAAGCUGGCCCUCAGUUUAUGUUUCCAUAUCGAUCGUCCAUCCAUUUGGAAGACCAUAUAUUUCGAGUGCCUUAGUCGUGGAAAGCACUUCCUGGAGCAGGUCCUGGUCACUGCGCUGGACCUGAUUAAACAUGAGGAGUUCUCUCAGCUCAGAGACUUACUGAAGUUGGAGUUUCAGCCUUUGUCCCGUCUGCUGUUGCUCCUGGGAUGGACUCAGUGUCGCAGUCUGAGCUCGGCUCAAACGCUGCUCAGCAUCCUUCACCGAGAGCAAGCACCAGCCAAUGACUCUGUUCUGCAGGAGUUUGCCAGUCUUUUGUCCUCUCAGCUUAGAAUACUUGAAUGGUGUAAAAACAACAAUCUAGGGAUUUCUAUGGAGGCAUUGCUGGCACAGCUUCACACUCUGGACAAUCACUCUGCUCUCUAUAUUCUGCAUUCCCUGACUCCUCUGGCUCAGUUUGAAGAGCGCAAGAUACUAGAUCUGCUGCAGCAGCUGCCAAACUCCCCAGGACCAGAAGACACAGUUGGUUCUCUCAGCCCUGGUGUGCAGAGGAACAUCGUUUUGUUCCAGGGCUUCUGUGCCAUGAAGUACGCCGUCUACGCUCUCUGUGUAAACGCACAUAAAUACUCAAAUUGCACCGAGUGUGAGUCCACGCAGCAGCCGCAACAUCACCAGCCCACCGAAACAGAAACUGACAGAAAACAAACCUCAACUUCCUCACAAGGUUGCCAUUUGUUGUUCCAGCACUACCUGUCAGAGUGUCAGCUCUAUCUGGAGGCCGUACCUGCCAUGUUCCGCCUGGAGCUCCUAGAGAACAUCUUCUCCCUUCUUUUUCUGUCCACGGCGGACUUUUCCCAGCAGAUCCAGAAAGACACAAACUCAAGUCUGAACACAGGCAAUAGCGCUCAGUCAGAAUGUUCAUCUGACACAAAAAACACAAAUGUAGGCCUGGGAAACAAAGCAAAGACAGAUGAGACUGAAUACAGCAAGACAGAGACUCAAACGCAGCGUUCAAGUUCACCACCAGCAGCCCACAGUACUCACCCGGACCUGGGGCACCUCAUCCAGGGCUGCAGGGGGUUUCUGGUUGAUGUGGCGGCCAUGGAGGGUUUUAUGAAGCUGCUGAAAGAAGGGUUGGAGGGCAUGUGUGUGGUGGGCCAGCAGGAGGGACAAGAGGCAGGGAGAGCGCUGCUUAGAGAGGCUGAAGCAGUUGAGAGCCUCGGCUGCUCGGUGACGGCUGACACAUUCGGGACGCGCCUGCAGAGGUUGUCCAAACGCACUGCAGAGGCUCAGUGGAGGCUGCAGAUCAUCAGCAGCAAUCAGGGCAGUGGAAACGGUACAGAGAGUCCUCUCCAGAUGUCAGCGGUCACCUCUCCCGUCACUUCUCUGGGACGCAGCAAGAGCUCGAGCAUGAGGAGAAGGAAGAGACCAGGGAGACAAACCUCCGUGGACAAACACAAUGGAGAAGUUAGCACGAGUGCAUCAGAUGGUGGAGGAGGGACAGUGGGAGGUUGUGUGGAACUGGAGGUCUGUCCAUGCGGAGGUUCUCACAGCUGGCUGGUCCCCGCCAUGUUGUCUCCUCCUGAGUCUCUGCUCAUGUCCUGCAUCCGCCGAGGGAACUUUAUGGAGGCACAUCAGGUGUCUCUGGUAUUUGAUCUGGAGGCAUCUGCCUGUUGUGGUGAGCUGGUGUUCAUGGAGCACUACAAAGAAGUCCUGGUAGAGUUGGGACGGGUGGAGCAAAAGAUGGAGAGCCAGUCGAUGUCUUCGUCCUCAUCCUCUUCAGAGGGUUUGGGGACAGCAGCUGCGACAGGCACCGGGAGGAGUCGGCUGGGCAGCAGUGGCAGAAUGACCCUGCAGGCCAUCGGAAGUGCUGCUGCUGCAGGUGUGGCUUUCUACUCCAUCUCAGACAUUGCAGAUCGGCUCCUCAGCACCCCUGCUCACCCGAUGCCCACACUGGAAGAAGGCUACUGGCUGAGCCGCUGCUCUUCAGACCCCUCUGGUCUCCUUUACACACUCUUGGAGGAGCUCAGCCCAGCAGCCAUGGCUGCCUUUGACCUGGCCUGCUGCCACUGUCAGCUCUGGAAGACAUCCCGACAGCUACUGGACACGGCGGAGCGAAGGCUCAACAGCAGCCUGGAGGCUCGAGGAGUAAGAGUAGACCUUAAAGUUCCCCAUUCUGAGGGCAUCUGUGGAUUACCAAUGGUGUUACAACAGAUAAACAAGAUCCUGAAUCAUUCUGCCACAAAUAAGGGAUCUGUCAAAACUGAAGCCGUUGGGGACGACCCGGUGUAUUCCAGCCCAUUUGGUUGCUGCAUCCAGGAAGUGCUGCUGUGUUGCCACCCAUCGCUGAGAGAAGAGAGGAUCGCUGCUUCGCUCAGUCGGGCUCAACGUCUGGAGACAACCCUGCACAUCCUGAGCACUGCUACGGACGGCACAGAUGGCAGUGUGGGCAGUGCUCUUCUGGCAGAAUUGGUUGAACAGGCCAAUCUGAAGCAGUCGGAGCUGGAUGUUCAUCCCGUGCGGUCCAGCAUGAAGCAGCUGCUUCGCUCUCUGGACGAGCUUUGCCCUUUCGAGCCAGACGGAGAUCUUGCCAGACCAGAUUAUGUGCGCAGUUUCCUUGACUACAUCAACACACUGGCAUCUGUGUUAGUGCGCAGCCUUGGUUCAGAAGACCAGAAUAAUGAAGUCAAGCUCGGGAAUCCACUGCUGGUUUUGCUUCAAGCCCCAUUUCAGCUUCUUUCCCACCUGCUGUUUGACAGACAGGUGUCCCCUGACAGAGUGCUCUCCUUGCUGCAGCAGGAAGGUCUGCGACUGAGUGUUCAGCAGGUGAUCGUCCAGCGAUGCUGUGACACUCUGCCCAUUUGGAUCACCUGUCCAGCUGAGGAAAGAGACUCCAGCCAGGCCAAGAAAGAUGACGGAGUAUUCGGUGUCACCAGCUUGUCUGUCCUACUCCAACAGCAUGCUCAGGAGCACCUGUCAACUCUGGGCCUCACAGAGCCCCAGUCUGAUGUGAGCUCUGAGUCUGAGGCCUCAGUGGAAGACACAUCAGCGACACCCAGCACCCUCUCCACCUCACCCACGUCAUCAUCAUCUCAUUCAUCCUCUACAUCGACCUCUUUCCUCCUCACACCAUCGGCCUUGUCCUUCCUAAAGUCUCGCUCACCUUUGCUGGCCACAAUGGCAUGUUUAAGCGCAUGCAAGGGAGAAAACACCCGGACACAACCGUCUGGAUGGUCUGGCUAUUUCCGUAGCGGCCGUAAAGAAGUCGUCUUAGAUGGAGAGCAAAUUUCUCGUGAAGCAGACAACCUCCUGAAGGAAUUCCCCAUUCUCCGGGCUUACCUGCAGACCAUGGCUGAACCAGUGCUGGGCACGCUACUGAAUGAUAGUGAGGAAGGUUCUGCUGGACUGGGGGCUGUUGUCUGUGGGAAACCCUUGGUCAGCCUCCUGCUGUCUGGGCCUCAAGAAGAAGUUGCCCAGGCUGUGGCUGCUGAGGCCUUCCAGAAGGCCCUUUCCUCCAGGAACCUCAGCCGAGCCCUCAGUCUGCUGGAGCUGUAUGGGCAGGGCUGCAGCCAGGAGGGGGCGCUGAGAGACCGUCUGCUUGCCUGUGCUGCACUGGAAGAUGGAUUUGAAGCCAUAGGUGAGCUGUUCCGCGUACAGGAUGCUAACCUGCGAGCCCGUGUUGCUCUCCAGGCUCUGGAGCGCUGGCCUCUGUCAGCGUGCCUGGAGCUGCUCGAGUUCUGCCUCAAUGACCCGAGCACUGAGACAUCGCUGAAAACAGACUUGGAGCUCAAGAAGAAAGAACUGGACAUCUAUCACUGGAUGUUGAAUUUGCAUCCUCCGCUGCCCUGGGCUACUUGGCAGGAGUUACGGACUGAGUCUAAAACAAACUCCGAGUCCAUGAUAUCAAUGAUGCUGGAAGCCAAAGAGUUUGCUCUUUGUACACAGUGGGUUGAGCUCUAUCCCGUGUCUGACCAGCUGAGACUGCAGCUGAAGACUGAACAUCUGCUUCACCUGCUGGAGAAGGGACAGACAGACGAGGCUUUCCAGUUACUCGAGGGCCUCUCAGAUUUCGUGGUUGGCCUGGACGUUUGUGAGCGGGCUCUGGACUGUCGCCCUGGGUUGGCUGCUUGUCAUUUCCUGGCUGACUACCUCACCCUGCAUUUCCAGAGACAGGUGUCUCCGGCACGUCGACGACACAUCCACGCCCUCCAUCUGGGCUCGAAGGUGUUGCUCACUCUGCCUCCUGCUGCCAGGCAGGACUAUUUCCCCCUGCUGUCAGAGCCCCUGCUGAUGCUCGAGCAACUGUUGAUGAACCUGAAGGUGGACUGGGCAGAUGUGGCGGUGCGAACCCUGCGCAGCCUCCUAAUCGGUCAGGAGGCUGGCUUCGGUCCCGAGGACAUCGAUAAGCUCCUGGCAGACUACGCCUGCAAGGCCCUUGACUUCUCCUGCGCUCCCAGAGAGAGGUCUCGAUCUGACUCUGUAAUCAGCCUCCAGGAUGGGCUGAUGCAGUGUCCUGCUCAAGACAGCUGCUCCCAAUCGUCCAGAAUCGAAUCUCCGGCAUCCUCCACAGGCAGCACCCCCACACACACACCUGCCUCAAACAGCACAGACCGGGAGAAAGAUCGAACUUCAGCGGGGAGAAAACGUCGCUCUUCUACCAAAUUUCAGCCUCCAGACCAACCCCCGGCCCGCAAAGACUGGGUCCCUGACACCAAACAGCUCGUGUGCAUGGUCUGCCAGCGUGAGAGGUUCACUAUGUUCAACAGACGACAUCACUGUCGGAGAUGUGGCCGUCUGGUUUGUCACGCGUGUUCAGAGCACAAGAUGCCUGUAGAGGGCUGCCCAGGAGACGAAGUCAGAGUCUGUGACCAGUGUUACGCCUACUUUCACCCAGAUUCUGACGAUGAGCUGGAACCAGCUGAGGUGGCUGGAAGCCCGGUGAUCAAAGAAGACGCUCUAGAUGGGAUGCUGCAUCUGCCUGAAGUGGUCCAACAACAGAUCCAUCUCAGCACAAACCCUGCAGAGAACCAGCUGCUGAGGAGCGAGUUCUACUACGAACAGGCUCCCAGUGCGUAUCUCUGCGUGGCGGUCUUGUCUCUGCACAGUGACCAGACCGCCUGUGGCCACCAGCUCAUCAGCCACUGCCGCUCUCUGUCACGUAAACUGACCAAUCCAGAGGUGGACGCCUGCCUCCUCACUGAUAUCAUGCGGCAGCUGCUGUUCAGUGCCAAGCUGAUGUUCGUUAAGGUGGGCCGCAGUCAGGAUCUCGCAUUAUGUGACAGUUACAUCAGCAAAGUAGACGUGCUAAAAAUCCUUGUGUCGGCCAACUACAAAUAUGUCCCCUCUCUGGAUGACAUUUUGGAGACUUCAGCUGUUGCACGUCUACGUAACCAGCUGUUGGAAGCAGAACACUACCAGCUGGCAGUGGAGGUGUCCACCAAGAGUGGUCUGGACCCUGGCGGCGUGUGGCAGGCGUGGGGGAUGGCAUCUCUCAAGGCAGGGAACCUUUCAGUAGCGAGGGAGAAGUUUACCCGCUGCCUGAAGGCUCCAGUGGACCGAAACCAGCUCAACCUGGGUCCCUUACUGCUGCAGGAGGUCAUCCAGCACCUGGAGACCGACGUACAUCCCACUCUGGCCACGUCUUGUGGGGAAGACAUCUUGGCGUCCUUACGUGAGCUGGAGGACGCCCUGAACGAGGCCGGUCCCGUGGAUCGACCAGAGGGUCAGACUCCAAACAGCAGCUUCCACCAGGAGUGUCUUUACUACCUGAACACAUAUGGCACUCACCUGGCUCUGAUCAGUUUCUAUAUGCGACACGACUGCAUGACAGAGGCCCUGACAUACCUGCUUAACAAGGAGUGCCCAGAUGAGGUGUUUCUCGAGGGUGUGUUGCAGCCCAGUCUCGAGCGGGGGCGUCUUGGCUCGCUGCAGGGGAUAAUGGAAAAACUUGACCCUGGCCUGGAAUCAUGCAGCCGCUACCUCAUCGCCUCCUGCCAGUUCCUGCAGCGGCGAGGAUACUUCCACACUCUGUACCAGAUCCAGCAGUUCAUGAUGGAUCAUGUGCGCGCUGCUAUGACCUGUAUCCGAUUCUUCACACAUGGUGCCAGUUCGUAUCUACAGCUGGGAGAACAGCAGCGCUGGUUGGUCAGAGCCAAAGAGCACCUGAGGACGUACCUGCAGGAGCAGCAGGGUCGGGGUGGUGGGAGGAGAAAGUCUCAGGUCAACUCAUUCAGGAAGAUGAUGUCAUCCAGUGAUGUGUCCAGGCACAUGAACACAAUUGAGCUUCAGCUGGAGGUGACCCGUUUCCUCCACCGCUGUGAGACUGCAGCCUCCUCCAAGGCUCCUCAGACCAGCACACCUUCCCUCAAGUCCUCUGGAUCCAGCUCACCACCUACACUGUUUGGAGGAAGCCCCAUGAAAGUUGAGGUUGCCUGCAAGGUGAUGCUCGGAGGAAAAAACAUAGAAGAAGGUUUUGGCAUUGCAUAUAGAGUCAUACAGGACUUCCAGCUGGAGGCCCAGGCGGUCUACGUGCGGGCAGGCCAGCGGCUUGUCCGUCAGAGGCAGUAUGGAGCCGUACGGCAGCUGCUUAAAUGUGUCGGUGAAUCGGGCACCGCCACAAAAAACGACUGCGACGCCCUCAUCCUGAGCUGCGUCUCCGUCGCAGAUAAGGGACCAGCUGAUGCCAAAGAUCUGGAAAGUCUGAUUUUGGAGACCAAGCACGCAGAGAGCAAGAUCAAAGCCUACCUGCUGUGCAGUAAACUGCGGCCGGCGUACCUGCAGGCGGUGAAGCUGGAGCCGAGCCGGGCCGGCCCGUUGGUCCAGGACGUCCUUCAGGCCGCUGAGGGAGCACAUGACUCGGUGAUGAAGAACAUCUGUCACCAGUGGCUGGCCGAACACCAAAACAAGUCAUCUCAGCAGGGCCAGGGCCGAACCAGCGCCAGGUAAAGGCACUGUCGGCCUAACAAGGGAUUUCAUUUACUUAAACUUAAAAAAAGUCGAGCCGUAAAUGAAGCGCAAAUAAGAGGAUCCAGGGUUUCUGGACCACUGUGUGGGGAGAUGAAUGAUUAGAUUAGCAGUUGUUGCACACAUUACAUGUCGUGCGCUCCUCAGCUGCAGAUUAGUUACAGAUAAGUUAUAUAACUUUCUAAUUCGGUAGAUGCUAGAAACCCUGAUGAUCACUUCCUCUUUGUGUUUGUGCAGCCUUUUCUUUACACUAAUGAAUCACCACCGUGCUUUAUUAUCCAUAACCUGAAACAAAUAGCUGUUAUCUCCCAUCUGUAGCUGAGAGGGAACAAUGUCACCGAAGUGACAACUAUUACAUAAGAAAAAUUGCAAACAGAUUCUCACACAAAAUGUGCGUAUCUGUUACUCAGUAUUUGACUGAGAUUAAUAUCCUACCUCAGCCAAAAGGGAAAACAUCUUUAACUGACUGACGUGUUGCUUCAAAGUCCUCUUUCCUCAUUUUAUUUAGACGUAAUGAAUUGUUCUACGUGAAGACAGUACAUGUUCAUUAAACUGAAUCUUGUUUCUGUAAUCCUGAUGAAGCCGUUUAACCUGUUUUACCUGAUGUUGUACAGCACAUUUUACCGCCAGCUUUCAGGGAAUGUUCCCUUUAAGUAAGGGAAAUUAAUAUAAAACAGAAUCUGAAGUAUUUAAGGGCAUUGAAGAAGUUGAGAAUUGUACAAGAAAUCUAAAAGUUUUAGGUUGGAUGCAGAAAGGGACCCACUGACAAAUCCUGUUACAGAUUAACUUAAAUUUAUUAUCUAGAAAAAAUAACUCUCUAAUCAUGAAUUUGGUCACUGGGUGGCCACUUUUUGUCUCACCUUGUAUAAUAAUCACUCAGACUGCUAAUUUUAAAUUAUGCUUUUCACUUUGUUCUCAUAGAAAACUUGACCCAAAUAUAAAUCUGUACUGAUUAAUUCACACAGAUAACCAUUCAAAUGUUUUUUUUUAAAAAAAAGGGACUUAUGCCAUAUAGUUUUCUUUUGAUAUGUAGUUCUCUUUUUGCUGAUUUUUGACACAACCCUUCGCCAAAACAAAAUAACAACAUAAUUGUAUUGUCACAUUAAACAUGAUUUUCGUUCACUCACCUGACAAUCACUCCUGUUGCUGAAGCUGCCUUUUCAAGGAUGUUACAAUGUGUAUUUCAGAUCAGCUCUGAUUACAAUGCUAAAAUCUUUAUUUAGAGAUACUGUGUUUAUCCUUCGUCGUGCUUACGUCUGCUGCACUAUUCUGAAUACCAGGACUGACGAAAAAAAAGUGUUGAUCUGCCGAUGAGAUGAGAAGAAGACUUUCGAGAUGCACACACACGACAUUCUUGCACUCUUAUAUCCUCCUUAACUUCGACUGUUGUCUCAUCACUGCCGCACUUUAUACUUUAAGUAAUUUUAACAAAAAAAUUACACUUCUUUUGGUGAGAAUUGUAAAAUAUGGACUAGUUAAUGCAUUGAUGACGCAGGGACUAAUGCUUUUCAACUGUGAUUUCUCCAUCCUGUGUAAAUUAAAAUGAAAAUGACAUAAUAAAAGAAGAUGUAAUAUACAAAAUA